UCCUCCGCAUUCCUCGCAACAAAAUGACAAGAAAAUCUUUGACCCUCUCUCCCUCUCUCUCCUCUCUCCUUUUUAAGCCCGCCUGCUCUCUGAACUACUAUAGGGGUGAUCGGUUAUCCCGCCCCUCCGGUAUUCGACCCAUUUCCCCAUCUGGGUCGGGUCAGCUCUCGCCGCAUCGCUUCGCAUUUUUCCGCCGUCGUUUCGUGGGGCGAUGGGGUGCGUCAGCUCCAAGAAGAUCAGGUGCGAUUCGCCGCCGUAUGACGAUGUCUGCUCCACCUCCUGCAUCGGCGGCAGCCGCCGUCAACGGUCGCGUCGCCGCUCCUCCCAGCAGCCGCCCCUCCACAACGUAAAGGAGGAGCCGGAGGCCGUGGUGGUGGUGGUGGCGGAGGAGGAGGGCGCCAGGGAUUCGGAGAGGAAGAAACGCGAUCGCGAUCAUCAUCGCGAGGAUACCUCGGAGUUGAAGAGAGGGGCGUCUCAGACGAAGCCUGUUCUCCAAUACGGCAGGCUCUCGGAAAGCGAGCUCGUCGCCGCCGGCUGGCCCUCGUGGCUCACCGCCGUCGCCGCCGACGCCAUCGACGGAUGGGUCCCUCUCAAGGCGGAUGCGUACGAGAGAUUGGAUAAGAUUGGGCAAGGCACGUACAGCAACGUGUACCGCGCGCGUGAUCUGAAAACGAACAAGAUCGUGGCGGUGAAGAAGGUCCGCUUCGACAACUUUCAAGCCGAGAGCGUGAGGUUCAUGGCGCGCGAAAUCAUGAUCCUGCGAAUGCUGGAUCAUCCAAACGUGAUGAAAUUGGAGGGGAUUAUUACCUCGAGAUUGUCGUGCACAAUUUACCUCGUAUUCGAGUACAUGGAGCACGAUCUCGCUGGGCUGCUGUCGUGCCCCGACGUCUCAUUCACAGAGUCGCAGAUAAAAUGCUACAUGCGGCAGCUGUUGAGCGGGCUGGAUCACUGCCACUCGCGCGGAGUCAUGCAUCGAGACAUCAAGUCCUCCAACAUCUUGGUGAACAACCAAGGCGUGUUGAAGAUCGCCGACUUCGGCCUCGCUUACUUCACCCGCCCCAAGAGCCGCGAGCCGCUCACCAGCCGCGUCGUGACUCUCUGGUACCGCCCGCCGGAGCUCCUCCUCGGCUCCACCAACUACGGGGGCGAGGUGGACCUGUGGAGCGUGGGCUGCGUCUUUGCCGAGCUUUUUAUGGGGAGGCCCAUUCUCAAGGGCAGGACUGAGGUGGAGCAACUGCACAAGAUCUUCAGGCUUUGCGGGACGCCGCCGGAUGAGUACUGGAGGACGUCGCGGCUGCCUCUCGCGACCAUGUUCAAGCCCCAGCAGCCCUACGACAGCACGCUUUGGGAGAGGUGCAGCGAGCUGCCCAAGUCCGCUGUCGACCUCAUCGAGUCCCUGCUCGCCAUACAGCCUGCCAAGCGCGGGACUGCUGCUUCUGCUCUCGACUCUGAGUAUUUCAGCACGAGGCCGUACGCGUGCGAUCCGUCGAGCAUGCCGAAAUACCCUCCCAACAAGGAGAUGGAUGCCAAGGCCAGAGAAGACGAGAGAAGGAUGAAGGGAUACUCAGCAAAGCCAGAAGCAGCUUCAAGAAACUCAAGGAGAGUGCGCAAGUCUCUGCAGGAAUCAAGUGAAUUCUGCAAAGUGGUUCCAGCUGACGAGGAGAUGGAGGAGGAGGAGGUGAGGCCGCAAGUAAGCCGCAGGAACAACAACAACAUCAACAUCAACAACAACAGCAACGGGAGGAAGACGAGAAGCGGGAUGAUGGCGCCGCGCGCCUCGUCGAAGCAGUCGUUCGACACGAGGUCGGACGUGUCGGCAGCCUCCAACACGACGCAGGACUCGCUGACGAGCACGAAGUCGGUGCCCGUGCAGAUGCCGGCGUCGGCCGGGUUCGUGUGGGCCAAGAGGCAGAAGCAGCUCGACGUCUUCACUAGGCUUCACAACGGCAACGCGUCGAGGUCGCAGAAAUCGCUCGACCCGUCGCCCAUCCUGCACGCGGAGUACGCGAUCGACGAGCCCGACGCCCAACCCGCCGCCGAUAAGGCCGCGCGCAGAGACAGAUCGCAUCUCAACCGCCCCGGCUCCUUCGACUCCGCUGAAAUGUAUGACAUGCCGGAAUUCUCCGAGAAUGAUCAACCUCGACUUGCUCUUCGUAGAUCACGUUUCCACAAAGAUUGAAAUUUCACACUACGGGAUUUUCUCUCCUCUCCGAGUAGUUUCCAAGAUGGGGAAAACAAGAAAAGGAAGAGAGAUAUAUUUUUUUGGCUGACGGCAUGAACUAUUGAGAGUGUCGUCGGAGGAAUGCAGCAGAGAUCUUCUAAGAUCGGGCAUUGUUUGUGAAGAAGGAUGGAUUGAUUACUCGGACACAAGAAACAACUGACUGUAUUUUUUUCUUUUUUGGUUUCCCUCUUCUUCUUCUUCUCCUUCUUUUCAAUCCCUAAAUUUCCAACUGUAUAUUGAGGAAACAGCACAGAUGAUUUGUUUAUCUCGUUGUAAUCACAUAACACAAAUUGUAGUUUAGCUAAGUGAUUCAAUUUUUUUUUUACUGAAUAACGUAAAUAAUGGUUAGUGUCGUCUGAGAGAAAUUUUUGGAUACAAUAUAUGUUUGUGAAUU
Messenger RNA from Salvia miltiorrhiza (redroot sage), 2615 nucleotides. Its product is annotated as protein IMPAIRED IN BABA-INDUCED STERILITY 1-like. Gene Ontology annotation, cellular component: cyclin-dependent protein kinase holoenzyme complex; nucleus. The record is from RefSeq and is a predicted model, not a curated record. Gene Ontology annotation, biological process: protein phosphorylation; positive regulation of transcription elongation by RNA polymerase II. Lineage: Eukaryota; Viridiplantae; Streptophyta; Magnoliopsida; Lamiales; Lamiaceae. Bases 212 to 2179 code for a protein of 655 amino acids. The transcript is spliced from 6 exons. Gene Ontology annotation, molecular function: ATP binding; cyclin-dependent protein serine/threonine kinase activity; RNA polymerase II CTD heptapeptide repeat kinase activity.